GGACGCUAUAAGAGGGCGGCGGUCGCGGCGCGCCCUGCGCGGAGCCCGGAGCGCGAUGGUCAGCCGCCGCGGCGCGGCAAGAUGCUGGAUGGGUCCCUUCUGGCGCGCUGGCUGGCCGCGGCCUUCGGGCUGACGCUGCUGCUCGCCGCGCUGCGCCCUUCGGCCGCCUACUUCGGACUAACAGGCAGUGAACCCCUGACUAUCCUCCCCCUGACGCUGGAGGCUGAGGCUGCAGCCCAAGCACAUUACAAGGCCUGUGACAGGCUGAAGCUGGAGCGCAAGCAGCGUCGCAUGUGCCGCAGGGACCCGGGUGUAGCCGAGACGCUGGUGGAGGCCGUGAGCAUGAGUGCCCUGGAGUGCCAGUACCAGUUCCGCUUUGAGCGCUGGAACUGCACCCUGGAGGGCCGCUACCGAGCCAGCCUGCUCAAGCGAGGCUUCAAGGAGACUGCCUUCCUCUAUGCCAUCUCCUCUGCGGGCCUGACGCACGCACUGGCCAAGGCGUGCAGCGCAGGGCGCAUGGAGCGCUGUACCUGUGACGAGGCCCCUGACCUGGAAAACCGGGAGGCCUGGCAGUGGGGUGGCUGCGGAGACAACCUCAAGUACAGCAGCAAGUUUGUCAAGGAGUUCCUGGGCCGGCGCUCAAGCAAGGAUCUGCGAGCCCGAGUGGACUUCCACAACAACCUCGUGGGUGUGAAGGUGAUAAAGGCCGGAGUAGAGACCACCUGCAAAUGCCAUGGCGUGUCUGGCUCCUGCACGGUGCGGACCUGUUGGCGGCAGCUGGCGCCCUUCCACGAAGUGGGCAAGCACCUGAAACACAAAUAUGAGACGGCGCUCAAAGUGGGCAGCACUACCAAUGAAGCCACGGGCGAGGCCGGAGCCAUCUCCCCACCACGGGGCCGGGCCUCUGGGUCAGGAGGUGGUGACCCACUGCCCCGAACGCCGGAGCUGGUCCACCUGGACGACUCACCCAGCUUCUGCCUGGCUGGCCGCUUUUCCCCUGGCACUGCAGGCCGCAGGUGCCACCGUGAGAAGAACUGCGAGAGUAUCUGUUGUGGCCGUGGCCACAACACCCAGAGCCGUGUGGUAACGAGGCCCUGCCAAUGCCAAGUGCGCUGGUGCUGCUACGUGGAGUGCAGGCAGUGUACACAGAGGGAGGAAGUCUACACCUGCAAGGGCUGACCUCAGGCCCCGUGGCCCUGCCACGAGGGGCAUGGGCUUUGUACACAGCACCAGAAGAAUUCUCCACCUGCAGGAGCUGACCCUGGCCUCUGCCAGCCUUUCUGCAGGGGCUGUAGUCACUGCACACAGUGCAUGGGAUCUUAACCUGCAGAGAGUGAGCCCUGCAGGGCCAACCUAUCCUGCUGCGUGGGGCACAGGUGUCACAAACAACACAGAAGGUCUGCAAGGAAGGAGAGGUGCCCCUAGCACACUUGGGCCCUGGUAUGCCGACAGCUGGUUGGCUGUCUUCCUUCUCAAAGGCCCAGAGGGCGGGGCUGGCCCCUGUCUGGCCUCCUCAACCCUUUUGCUUAUGCCUUCCUCCCCUUGACGCGAGAGCGUUGCAGUAAUGCUUUCUCAGUUGCCUCCGUCCCUGACACACCAGUCCCUAGAGUACAGCCCUUGUCAGGGACCAGUGUGUCGACUGCCCCCUCCCUGCCUCUUGGCUUCCUCUGAGGCUUGGAGGGCAGGUGCACCGUCAUAAUCACAUGGCUGCCCUUCUGGGCCAGCAGCCUGGUGCCAGCACUGUCUUCAGAGAGCCAAACCACUAGGAGAGGGCAGCCACUCCGUCUCCAGGGCCCAGCCUCUGGCCCUCUGACCCUGAGCACUUCCUUGGAGUAUCAGAGACUUUUAAAUUAUUAUUAUUUAACUAAUAUAGUAAUUAUUAUUUUCUCUAUCCCCUUGCCUCCUAAUCUGUGGCUCUUUCCUCUGACCUGCCCCAGGCCCAACCAAGCCAGUCUGGGAAGCCCCGCCUUCCGUCCCUCUGUACUGUCCCUGCUUGCUCUAGUUUGAAACCACUAAAUCAGUGUCAUGUUUGGAAAGAAAUGAAGCAAUGGGCCUAACCAUGGCCCUCAGGGCUUUUGGGAGCCUCCCCCCAUCCUACCUUACCUGGGGUUCAGAGGCUCUUGGUGUGGUUCUGUACCCUGCAGGUGUAGUGACCAGGUUGCUGGAUAUGGAUUGUGGGGUCUAGGGUGCUGGAGGCAUGGGCGUGGUGACAGAGGCAGGAUUAGCUUUUAGAAUGUCCAUCUCAGGAAGCCACGCUUGCUCUGUGUCACCAAGGGAGGUAUGGCGGGACAGACACACUUGCUGUCACCAGGUCUUGCUGAUGUCUACACUGAGCUGGUGUUGGGUGUGCGUGCAUGGGUUGUGUGAGAAUGUGAGUAUAUGUACUCUGACCUGUCGUGACCAGCAUCCAUUUGGCCUGUGCCCUCUGCAAUAUGGUGACUCCCUGGCUCCCAGGAAGCCCAGCUUUAGGUUUGUGUGGGAAUCCCAUGGCUACGUGGGCUAGAGUGUGGGUAGUGAGGCAGGAACUACUGAGGAAGGGGUGGCUCCCCUGGAGCUCCAGGGGUCCAGAAUGCCCAAGCCUGGGGUGGUGGUAAGACUGUGUCUUAAAAGGAAAACUAUUUAUGUGGAUGAGGGACUCUGGUCCCUCUUGGAUGUGUAAAUAGCAAAGUUUAUUCUCCUGUGGUUUAUGAUAGCCCACCGAUGAAUGCCACGUUCCCAGGAUGAGAAUCUGAGUGGCAUCCGCAGUGACUGGUGGGUGGGGAGGGCACCCCGCACUUCUUAGAAGUCUGUACCCAGUCACGCUGUCACUACCGUCUGGAGCUUCAUCCCUGUAAGCUCUGGAGAAAGGAGCCUGCCAGUUCAGAGGAAGAAUAUUUUUAUCGAAUACCACAUUUAGCUCUAUGUCCUCAAUAUUCAGAAAAGUAUUUUUUAAAACAAGGCAGAAUGAAAAUGUCUGCCAGCUGGUUUGUUUCUGUAUAAAUAUAUACUAGAAUGUCUUUCUGGAUGAAGCAACUCCCACAGGCCAGAGCCUCUUGGAUCUUCUUCUCUUCUGUGGGCAGUCGGGUGAGCAACUGCCCCGCUCCCGCUGGCCACCCAGCGUAUGCUGGCUCCGAGGCCUGCUGCCGGCCUCCCUGGCAGGGCGACGGACACACAAGGGAGCGCGGUCUGUGUGUGGAGUCCUGUGCAGCCUGUGAUUUCUCUACCUCAUCUGUGUGGCGAGUAGGUGUGAACCUGAGUGACUGCAGAGAAUGUAUUUAUUUAACAGCUUUGUGUAACAAAACCAGAAACAAAUGGAAACACUAAAUAAAUGUA
Alexandromys fortis (reed vole) is the source of this 3312-nucleotide messenger RNA. RefSeq names its product Wnt family member 9A (gene Wnt9a). NCBI's taxonomy places the organism in Eukaryota, Metazoa, Chordata, Mammalia, Rodentia, Cricetidae. Gene Ontology annotation, molecular function: frizzled binding; cytokine activity. Gene Ontology annotation, cellular component: extracellular region. Gene Ontology annotation, biological process: canonical Wnt signaling pathway; neuron differentiation; multicellular organism development. The transcript is spliced from 4 exons. The coding region runs from base 82 to 1179 and encodes 365 amino acids. The record is from RefSeq and is a predicted model, not a curated record.